Messenger RNA from Xyrauchen texanus (razorback sucker), 3123 nucleotides. RefSeq names its product coronin-6-like. Lineage: Eukaryota; Metazoa; Chordata; Actinopteri; Cypriniformes; Catostomidae. The transcript is spliced from 11 exons. The record is from RefSeq and is a predicted model, not a curated record. Gene Ontology annotation, molecular function: actin filament binding. Gene Ontology annotation, biological process: actin filament organization; cell migration. Bases 192 to 1601 code for a protein of 469 amino acids.
UCAUUUUCUCUCUCAUGAGCGACUCGUGAGGUAGAACUCGCGCACUAGUUCUGCGAGUCCGCACCAAGUUUCUGACCUGGAAUAACGGCGACCGCCAACGAAAACAUCUAAAAGCGGAAAGGUUAACCGGCACGGGAAAGCGAAGAGGAGAUUUAAAGACAGACAGUGUAUAUUUCUCCAAAUACAGAACAAUGAGUCGCAGCAUUGUGCGCCAGAGUAAGUUCCGGCAUGUUUUUGGGCAGUCGGCAAAGGCGGAGCAGAGUUAUGAUGAUAUACGGGUGUCCAAGGUGACGUGGGACAGCUCCUUCUGUGCAAUUAACCCAAAGUUUUUGGCAGUUAUAGUGGAGUCCAGUGGAGGCGGAGCCUUCUUGGUAAUGCCUCUUUCAAAGAUGGGUCGAGUGGACAAAAACUACCCCCUUGUGGUUGGACACUCGGGGCCUGUUUUGGACAUUGACUGGUGUCCUCACAAUGACAACAUCCUGGCCAGCUGCUCUGAGGACACCACUGCCAUGGUAUGGCAGAUUCCUGACCACACCCCCUCUCGCCCCAUCAGUGAGCCCAUUGUAGUAUUGGAGGGCCACUCUAAACGGGUGGGCAUCAUCAAAUGGCACCCCACUGCCCGCAACAUACUCCUCACUGCAGGCAGUGAUAAUCUGAUCAUCGUCUGGAACGUGGGCACCGGAGAACCCCUGAUCACUAUGGAUGAGCAUCCCGACCUCAUCUACAACAUCAGCUGGAACUACAACGGCAGCCUGUUCUGCACCACCUGCAAGGACCGGCGUCUCAGAGUGUGUGAUCCCCGCAAAGGCGAGGUGGUGGCGGAGAGACUCGCCCCACAUGAGGGCAUCCGGCCAAUGAGAGCUAUCUUUACCAGAGAGGGCAACAUUUUCACAACAGGUUUCACCAGGAUGAGCCAGAGAGAGCUUGGCCUGUGGGAUCCGACUAAUUUUGAAGAGCCCAUUGCAUUACUGGAGCUGGACACAAGUAAUGGAGUUUUAUUGCCUUUUUAUGAUCCAGACACCAACAUUGUGUAUCUAAGUGGCAAGGGUGACAGCAGUAUUCGCUAUUUUGAGAUCACAGAGGAGCCUCCAUAUGUGCAUUACAUCAGCACAUACAGUAGCAAAGAGCCACAGAGAGGAAUGGGAUUUAUGCCCAAAAGAGGAGUGGAUGUCAGCAAGUGUGAAAUUGCCAGAUUAUAUAAACUCCAUGAGAGAAAAUGUGAGCCAAUCAUGAUGACAGUUCCCAGAAAGUCGGACCUGUUCCAGGAUGAUCUGUACCCAGACACCGCAGGUCCAGACCCAGCACUGGAACCUGAAGAAUGGUUAGAGGGACGAGAUGCAGACCCCAUACUAGUGUCAAUGAGAGAUGGCUAUGUUCCUCCAAAGAGCAGAGAGCUAAAGGUGGCCAAGAAGAACGUUCUAGACUCCAGGCCUGCAACACAUAGACGCAUGUCUGCAGUAGAUGGAAGCAGUUUGCCACCUCAGUUGUUGGAGAAGCUUGUUGAGGAGAUCAAAAGUCUGAAGGCCACAGUUCUUUCUCAGGAGAAGCGAAUCUGUGACUUAGAGAAUAAGCUGUCCAAGUAUACUAAUGGCACAGUUUAAACGCAUCAAUAAAGCUAACUUAGCCUAUGCACACUGACCAAUUCACUGCUAACCCAAACAACUAAAUUAUGAGCACUGAUAGGCCAAGCCACCCCAGAUAACCCCAGCUAUGAUUCUUUUUAUCCUAGUUAACACUGCAACUCUAGUUCCAUAACUGAACCGCCAUUUGACUUAAUAAAUCCCUAAUAGUUGCUGUUCCCAAAAUUAGGCAUUUUGGUAAUGUUUUGGAGCAUUAAAAGAUUCAUUUUACAAAGGCACUUAUGAUGUUAUCCUGCUGCUUUAUAGUAGUUCAGGUAAUACUGUGUGGUAGUACACAGUGUAAGUUAUAAUUCCUUUAAUGUUUAAGGAAUCAUACGUUUAUCAAGAGGCCUUUAUGACAGCUUUGUAAUAGUUAGGUAAAGGCUGCCUUCAUUUGAGGAAUUACAAAUGCUUGUAUGUACUUGCAGCUUUGUAACCUUAAAAUGUAGACAAAGAAUGAUAAAAGAAACGGAGCUGCAGCUUCCUGUAGUUAACAAUCACAAUUUCUUUGGUAGUCUAUGUGAACAUACCUCAUUGUAAAAACCAGGACCUGAGAUCAGAUAGUAGCAUAUGUAGCUUUUAUUUGGUCAGCUCUGGCCAAGCAAGAUCUAUGACAUUACUAUGAUAUGUCAGGACAUUAGUAAGCUCUGUAAGGGUACUGCACAUCACUUAUUGCCAUUUCAUAGUUCACACAAACGUGAAAAUUCUGACAUCAUUUACUCACCUAGUUCCAUGUAAUCAUGUAGUUCCAAAUGUAUGUUUAGGACAUGUUUAGCAGAAGGUUCAAAGAACUCUUUUCUAUACAAUGAAAGUGAAUGGGAACUGGGGCUGUCAAGCUUCAAAAAUGACAAAAGCAUUAUAAAGAACCAUAAAAUGGUCCAUAAGUUAGAGUAUAUUUGUGUUAAACAAAUAAAUAAAUCUAAUUUAAAUCUCAAAAGUAAUUCUCCUUUAUCUAUGUUCAAAUAUGGGCCUCAAGACAUAUUGUAGCUGGAUGAGACAUCAGUGUGUCAAACAUCAUUGGUGUAAUGUGCCUCCUGCCUGAUUGCGAUGCAACACAUUUGAAUGUUUUGAAUUGAACGCAAUGAGAUUUGAAAGCUGUGGCAGAAGAUUUUCAGCAUGUAACUACAAGUCAACUACUUUUUAGCACUUUUUGGAGCUUGACAAUCCUAUGCCUAUUCACUUUCCUUUUAUGUUAAAGAGCAACCUGGACAUUCUGCUAAAUAUCUCUUUUGGGGUUCCAUGAAAGAAAAAUAAUACAGGUAUGAAAUGAGGGGUGAAUAAAUGAUUAAAUCAGUUUCAUUUUUGGAAAUAUUCCUUUAAGUCAGUUGCCUAUGGCUUCAGAGCAAAUCUUUACACAUCAAUUCACACCUUUGUAUAAGCUAAAUCUAAUAAUCAAGGCCUACAUGACAAAAGGAUGUUUGCAUAGAGAGCAUGUCCCAAUUGUCCCUCCUCUUUGAGGAGUGCUUGCAUUAUUGGCUUUUACAAUGUUGAUAACCUGUCACUU